AUGCGUUUUCUGACCUGGUUAGGUUCCUUUUUCUUCUAUAUGUGUCAUGAUGCAGGUGAUUCAAGGAGGAGGGUAAAAAGGUUGGAAAGUUCUGUUCUUGCUGCUGAUUCGAAGUGCAUUGAGAAUGCUAUAAGAUGUGGAGGGUUAGCCCCAACAAAGGCUUCUUGUAUAAAGAAUAUGUUGAGUUGCCUGUUUGAGAUGAGAGGGGAGUUAUGCUUGGAGUACCUGCGGGACUUGUCAGUUGAUGAAAUAAAGAUGGAACUCUCUCAAUUCAAGGGGAUCGGGCCUAAACGUUGGCCAAGAAGUUUUAUAAUUUUAAAUGAAUUGCAGGUGGCAUGUGUAUUGAUGUUUAAUCUUCAGCAAGAUGAUUUCCCAGUAGAUACACAUAUUUUUCAGAUUGCAAAGGCAAUUGGUUGGGUGCCCAUAGAGGCAGACACUAAACAUGUUAUAUCGUCCAACUCGCUAUUGCUUCCUUAG
Messenger RNA from Cynara cardunculus var. scolymus (artichoke), 477 nucleotides. RefSeq names its product putative DNA glycosylase At3g47830. Gene Ontology annotation, biological process: DNA repair. The coding region runs from base 1 to 477 and encodes 158 amino acids. The transcript has 5 exons. The record is from RefSeq and is a predicted model, not a curated record. Lineage: Eukaryota; Viridiplantae; Streptophyta; Magnoliopsida; Asterales; Asteraceae. Gene Ontology annotation, molecular function: catalytic activity.